AUGGAAGAAAAUAAUAAACCAAGUAUUACAGCAGGAGUUGCAAGAACAUCAGUAUUGAUUGCAGGUGGUAGAACUUUGGCAACCAAUUCUUUCAUUAAAGAACAAUUGAAGAUCUCUGAGAAGCUCGACGAAUCAUUGAUUCCAUACUAUGAGAAUGUCUACAAGAAAGAACCAUGGUCUUCAAAUGUGGUAAAUGAUAAAAUUGCAACUUAUGACCCAUAUGCUUAUUUCUUUUGUUGUACCAAAGAAUCAACUGAAAUUCUCUUGGAUAUAGCGGAAACUUAUUUAAAUAUGAUUCCAAUACAAUAUGUUAGAAAUCAUAUUAUGAAAACUAUUGCUGCAAGGAAAGGUUUGGAUUGUAAAACUGUUGAAGAACUAAAGAAACACUUGAUUGAUAAUUGUACACCAAUUCAAUCACUAAGCAUUAUCUUUAUGGAUUCAAUGGAAUUAAGACUUGGCGUCAGAAAUAAAUUCAUUGAUGACUUUAUUCUGAACAACAUGAAAGAUCCUUCGAUCCUACAAUAUGUGAUAUUGGGAGCAGGUCUUGAUACACGUGCUCUAAGAAUGCCAUUUGCAGAAGGUUCAACCGUUUGGGAAGUUGAUUUCCCACAGACUUUCCAAUUCAAAGAGAUGGUUUUGAACGAAGCGGUCAAAGUGAUUCCACCUAUCUCCAAAGCAAAACUCCACCGUGUCACAAGCAAUGUCUUGGAAACCAAACAAUGGAUUUCAAGUCUUGAAGAAACUGGAUUCGAUAGAACCAAAAAAACAGUCUGGAUUUUGGAAGGUCUUGUCAACUACUUGCCAAAAGAGGAUGUCGCCGUGUUGUGUCAAGCGAUAUCGUCGGUCUCUGCCAGUGGAUCAUCGAUGGUCAUUCAAUCCAUUGGAAAUCAAGGAUUCUUUAGAAAGAUAUUUUCAACAAUGGUACCAUCGCCCUUGCAGGACGAGUACAAAUCAACCACUGACACACCAUGUGACUACAUCAAAGAUUGUGGAUUUACUGACAAAGUCGAGAAUAACACAGAAAAUGAUCUUUGUUCAAGAUAUGACUAUCGUUUAUUACAUUCUUUCUUCUCAAUGGAUACUGACUCUAUUAUUGCCACUGGAUACAAGCCAUAA
Messenger RNA from Heterostelium album PN500, 1116 nucleotides. RefSeq names its product class I SAM-dependent methyltransferase. The record is from RefSeq and is a predicted model, not a curated record. Lineage: Eukaryota; Evosea; Eumycetozoa; Acytosteliales; Acytosteliaceae. Gene Ontology annotation, biological process: methylation. Bases 1 to 1116 code for a protein of 371 amino acids. Gene Ontology annotation, molecular function: methyltransferase activity. The transcript is spliced from 2 exons.